Molecule: messenger RNA, 5421 nt
Organism: Brienomyrus brachyistius
Lineage: Eukaryota; Metazoa; Chordata; Actinopteri; Osteoglossiformes; Mormyridae
Gene: ubr2
Product: ubiquitin protein ligase E3 component n-recognin 2
Exons: 47
Coding region: 90-5348 (1752 amino acids)
Biological process (GO): ubiquitin-dependent protein catabolic process via the N-end rule pathway
Cellular component (GO): ubiquitin ligase complex; cytoplasm
Molecular function (GO): zinc ion binding; ubiquitin protein ligase activity
Source: RefSeq, a predicted model, not a curated record
CGUGUGGCGGCGACGGCGCGUGGCACACGGCGCCUGAUUUCCGCUUCCUGCACCUGGUCGCGAGGGAGGGCCAGAGCGAGCUGCUCAAGAUGGCUGCGGCCGAGUCAGAUCGUGAACCACCGUCUGCCCUGUGCAGUGAAUUCCUGGACUUCUCCGCUAAGGACACGGGCCUGAAAUGGCUCCAAGCCUCUGACCUUCCCAAGGCAGUCUACCAGCACCUGGCUCGCUAUGUACCCAAGAUCUACUGCCUGGGGCCCAACCUGAACCCCCAGAAUGAGGAUCUUCUGGCCCAGCUGCUUCUGCAGGGACCGCUGGAGUGGUACCUGUGUGGGGAGGACCCCUCCAUAGGCUUGGCCAAGCUGGAGCAGAGUAACCAGCCCUCGCAGCUGUGCGGCCAUGUCUUCAAGGUGGGCGAGCCCACCUACUCCUGCAGGGAGUGUGCCGCCGACCCUACCUGCGUCCUUUGUAUGCAGUGUUUCCUGGGCAGCGUGCAUAAAGGACACCGCUACAGGAUGACGACCUCCGGGGGCGGUGGCUUCUGUGACUGUGGGGACACGGAAGCCUGGAAAAAGGGUCCUUACUGCCAGAAACAUGAGCCCAGCAUCAGUGACUCCUCACAGGAGGACCCGUUGGAUCAACUCUCAGCCGACAUGAUCACUCGCACCUACACCGUGUUCGCCAUCAUGCUGAGGUACGCUGUGGAUAUGCUCACUUGGGAAGAGGAAAACGAGCUUCCAGCUGGCCUGGAACCUCCGGAGCGGGGGGACACAUAUUACUGCAUGCUGUUCAACGAUGAGGUGCACACCUACGAGCAGGUCAUCUACACGUUGCAAAAGGCUGUCAACUGUACCCAGAAGGAGGCAGUCAGCUUCGCCACCACGGUAGACAGAGAUGGGCGGAAGUCUGUCCGCUAUGGCGACUUCCAUUUCUGCGAGCAGGCCAAGACUGUCAUUGUGAGGAACACGAGCCGGCAGACCAAGCCCCUACGCGUGCAGGUCAUGCACUCCUCAGUGGUGGCUCACCAGUGCUUCGCCCUCAAAGCCCUGGCCUGGCUGGGCCAGGUAAUCGGAUACUCUGACGCCCUGCGGAGGAUCCUGUGCCAGGUGGGCUUGGAGAAGGGCCUACUAGGGGAGAGCUCCCUGGUAGACACCCUUAUGCUUUGUGACUCCAAGAUGUGGAAAGGUGCGAGGAACGUCUACCACCAGCUCUUAAUGAGCAGCCUUCUCAUGGACCCGAAAUAUAAGAAGCUGUUCGCCAUUCAGUUUGCCAAAAAUUAUGAGCGCUUGCAGAGCGACUAUGUGAAGGACGACCACGACAGGGAGUUCUCAGUCACGGACCUCUCCGUGCAAAUGUUCACGGUACCUUCCUUGGCACGCAUGCUGAUGAUGGAAGAGAACCUGAUGGCCACCAUCAUCCGCACCUUCGUGGAGCAUCUGCGACACAGAGAUCUGCAGGGCCGAUUCCAGUUCGAGCGCUACACACCCCAGCAGGCCUUCAAGUUCCGGCGCGUGCAGAGCCUCCUCGGGGACCUCAAGUAUGUACUGAUCAGCCGCCCCACAGAGUGGACUGACAAACUCAGGGAGAAGUUUCUGGAGGGGUUUGAGACCUUCUUGGAGCUGCUGAAGUGCAUGCAGGGCAUGGACCCUGUAGUGCGCCAGGUGGGCCAGCACAUUGAAAUGGAGCCCGAGUGGGAAGCGGCCUUUACGCUGCAGAUGAAGCUCACACACAUCAUCUCCAUGAUGCAGGAGUGGUGUGCCUCUGAUGAGAAGGUGCUGAUCGAGGCCUACCGGAUGUGCCUGGCGGCUCUGACCCACUGCCAUGGCGGCUUUGCGGACGGCGAGCAGCCUAUCACGCUCGGCAUGUGCGGCCACUCGGUGGACACCUUCCGCUACUGCGUGUCGCAGGAGAAAGUAAUCAUCCACCUGCCUGUGUCGCGCCUGCUUGCAGGUCUGCAUGUUCUGCUCAGUAAGACGGAGGUGGCCUACAGAUUCCCUGAACGGCUCCCCCUGAGUGAACUGAGCCCCCCCAUGUUGAUAGAGCACCCCCUGCGUUGCUUGGUGCUUUGUGCUCAGGUGCAUGCUGGGAUGUGGAGGAGGAAUGGUUUCUCUCUGGUCAAUCAGAUUUACUACUACCACAACGUGAAGUGCAGAGUGGAGAUGUUUGACAAGGACCUGGUCAUGCUGCAGGCUGGCGCCUCAAUGAUGGAUCCAAACCACUUCCUGAUGAUCGUGCUGAGCCGCUUCGAGCUCUAUCACAUUUUCAGCUCUGCCGACGGCCGCAAACGGCACAGCCGAGAGAACUCCAACAAGGAUGUGAUCCAGCAGAACAACACCCUGAUCGAGGAGAUGCUGCAUCUUAUCAUGAUGAUUGUGGGAGAACGGUUCACGCCGGGGAUCGGCCAAGUCCAGCCCAGCGACGAGAUCAAGCGUGAGAUCAUCCACCAGCUGUGCAUCCGGCCCAUGGCGCACAGCGAGCUAGCCAAGGCGCUGCCGGAGAAUGAGAACAAGGAGACCGGCAUGGAGAGGGUCAUCGAUUCUGUGGCCUUGUUCAAGAAGCCAGGAGUUACAGGCCGGGGGCUUUAUGAGCUGAGGCCAGAAUGUGCCAAGCAGUUCAACCUCUACUUCUAUCACUACUUGCGUGCCGAUCAGUCGAAGGCUGAAGAGGCCCAGCGGAAGCUGAGGAGGCAGAGUGGCGAGGACUCAGCACUGCCCCCGCCUCCUCUGCCCCCCUUCUGCCCGCUCUUCGCCAGCCUGGUGAAUCUGCUGCAGUGUGACGUGCUGCUCGGCAUGCUGGGAGCCGUGCUGCAGUGGGCGGUGGAGCCCAGCGGGGGGCACUGGUCGGAGUCGAUGCUGCAGAGGGUGCUCCAUCUUAUAGGCAUGGCCUUGUUGGAGGAACAGCAGCAGCUGGAGAGCAGCAGCGACGACGACAUCACCUUCAGCUUCACCCUCAAGAUCUCCCGGCCCGGAGAGGCACCCAGUAACACCCCGAGCAUCCUGGCUCUCCUGGAGACACUGCAAAACGCAGCCCACCUGGAGGUGCACAAGGACAUGAUCCGCUGGAUCCUCAAGACCAUUGCUAGCAUUAAGACGAUGCGAGAGCGCAGCAGUACCAGCCCUGUGACAGACAGCGGAGGCCAGAACCAGCAGGAGACGGUGCGGGACAAGGACAAAGCGGAGCGCAAGCGCAAGGCGGAGAUGGCGCGACUGCGUCGGGAGAAGAUCAUGGCGCAGAUGUCGGCCAUGCAGCGGCACUUUAUCGACGAGAACAAGGAGCUCUUCCAGCAGAGCCUGGAGGAGCUGGACGCCUCCACUUCAGCCUCACUGGAGCACAGUCCUAGCUCCCCGGACGCCGCUCUGCUGUGUGUCGGCCCCCGGAGGACGCGGCCGGCGGAGAAGCGGCAGGUAGUUACCUGCAUCCUGUGUCAGGAGGAGCAGGAGAUCCGUGGGGACGGCAGGGCCAUGGUGCUGGCCGCCUUCGUGCAGCGCUCCACCGUCAUGUCCCGGAACCGCCACAGGCCGCCGCCUAACCCAGAGCGUCACGAUCCGCUCUUCACGCACCCGGACCUAUCCUUCGGCACGCACACUGGCAGCUGCGGACACAUCAUGCAUUCUCACUGCUGGCAAAGGUACUUUGAGGCAGUGCAGGCUAAGGAGCAGCGGCGGCAGCAGCGGCUACGUGUGCACACCAGCUACGACGUGGAAAACGGGGAGUUCCUGUGUCCGCUGUGCGAGUGCCUCAGCAACACCGUCAUACCCCUCCUGCCCCUCCCCAAGGUUUCCGGCAGCACUGAGCAGCCGGGUCUUGGGCUGUGGCUGAAGACUGUUUCUCAGCAGAUUAAAUCCCUGCAUUCAGCACACAGGAAGCUUAGACCUGUUGAUGCUGGGGCCGUCGAUGCGACCAGCAACAUGGAAGACUUCCCUCCCCCAGAGGGAUUCAAGCCUGACUACGUGCCAGUGAACCCCUUCUCCAGUUUUGUCAAGGAGAUGCUGACAACGUUUGGGACGGCUACCUACAAAAUUGGCCUUAAAGUUCACCCCAAUGAACAGGACCCCCGCGUCCCCAUCAUGUGCUGGGGCAGCUGUGCCUACACCAUCCAGUCUAUAGAGCGACUUUUGGUAGACGAAGAGAAACCACUCUUUGGUAGUUUGCCGUGUAGACAGGAUGACUGCUUACGCUCCCUGACCCGGUUCUCCGCGGCGUGCUGGACCACAGCGUCUCUUCCCUCGGUGCAGGGACACUUCAUCCGACUGUUAGCAGCGCUGCUUCCGGACCCCGAGGUGGAGGGCUCCCCCAGCAUACUGGAUGUGGACAUGUUCCACUUGCUGGUGAGCCUGGUGCUGUCCUACCCAUCGCUGCACAUCCAGGACUCUUCUGGCCUCAGUAUGGACGCAGCUCAGCAGAACUUCUUUCACCUGGUCACUGUGGCUCACGUGGUUCAGGUCCUGCUCACCUCCACGCCAGCAGAGGUGAUGAUGGACCAGGAGAGUGGAGGUGGCCACAGUGAGGAGGAGCAGAGCAUCAGUGCCCUCUACAGCUGCCUUAGGAGACACUUGGGCGGUGCCCUACGUGAUGUGGGCUCGGCCUGGCACCUGUGGCGCUGCGUAAAGGCGGGUGUGCUGCCCUUCCUGAGGGCCGGGGCUCUGUUCUUCCACCACCUGAAUGGGGUGCCCACCCCCUCAGAGCUGCACGCCCGGGGCUCUGGUCAGUGGGAGCACCUGUGUGGAUACCUAGGUCUGCCACCCAACCUACUGCAGCUCUACCACAGUAAUCAAGAUCUGCUGGACCCCCUGAUACAGGGGUGGUGCUCUCAUCCAAGCGUACAGGGACUGCUGCAGGGAAGUAGCCAUCUCGUCAGCUACCCUCGGGAGUCCAAUCGGCUGAUCGACCUUCCAGAUGACUACAGCGCCCUCAUCAAUCAGGCCUCCACCUUCACGUGUCCCAAGUCUGGGGGUGACAAGUCUCGUACCCCGACCCUGUGCCUGGUGUGCGGUGCCAUGCUGUGCUCGCAGAGCUACUGCUGCCAGACAGACCUGGAGGGCGAAGACGUGGGGGCCUGCACCGCCCACACUUUCGCCUGCGGGGCCGGUGUGGGCAUCUUCCUCAGGGUCAGGGAGAGCCAGGUGCUAUUCUUAGCUGGAAAGACAAAGGGCUGCUUCUACGCUCCUCCUUACCUGGAUGACUACGGCGAAACAGACCAGGGACUCAGGCGUGGGAACCCGCUACACCUCUGCCAGGAGCGAUACCGGAAAAUCCAGAAGCUAUGGAGGCAGCACAGCAUCACGGAAGAGAUUGGGCACGCACAGGAGGCCAACCAGUCACUGGUGGGGAUUGACUGGCAGCACUUGUGAUGUUCCUGGUUGGACCCCCCGCCCCCCCCAAUUAUCAUGAGGGCUACACCGCAGGACUGCAGUUGUACCAGCC